AUGGCUAGGAAGACAAAACUUAGGAGGAUAGAAUCCGUAUCAGUGCCCCACCACCAUGUAAUAGAGCGAAUAAUGGAGAGACUUCCGGUGAGGUCUCUGCUGAGUUUCAAGGCUGUGUCAAAGCAAUGGAAAUCAACUAUCGAAUCCAGGUUCUUCCAAGAAAGACAGUCGAAGCAUAGUCAGCAGUGUGGAGAUCCAGAUGUUCUCAUGGUGUCUUCAACCUCUCUAAGAACACUUGUGUUUGGUUCAUUACCAUCAUCGUCGGUUAAGAUGCCUUGGGGAAACAAAACGUACUUAGUUUGUCAGAGUAGUGUUGACGGCCUUGUUUGUCUGUACGAUUCUCACAAACCUGGUUUUGUAGUCAACCCCAUAACUGGAUGGUAUAGGCCUCUUCCUCUCUCGAGAUUACAAGAACGCAUGAUCUUAAAGGACGGUUACAUCGAGCUUGGACACUUAAACUUCAAGCCUGGGUUCGGUAAAGACGAGUUCACAGGGACGCGCAAGCCUGUUUGGCUCUAUAACUCUAUAGAUAUAGGUCUUGAAAACGCUACUACUACGUGCGAAGUUUUCGAUUUUAGCACCAACUCUUGGAGGUAUGUCGCACCCUCUGCUCCUUGUCGGAUUCUUGGAGGCUUCCCCACUCCUGUGUUUGUAGAUGGGUCGCUUCAUUGGUUCUCAGAGUGUGAAGAAACCGAGGUGUUAUCUUUCGAUCUUCACAGUGAAACUUUUAAAGUCAUCUCUAAAGCUCCAUUUGGAUCCACUGCAAGUCAUUGGGAGAUUCUUUUGUGCAACCUCAACAACCGCCUGUGCGCUUCCCAGUUGAAGCUGUCUGACCAAGUUAUAUGGUCGUUCAAUUCAUUGAACAAGACAUGGGACAAGCUCUGGUCCAUAUGUAUUGUUCCAACUUGGCGUUCCUUUGGUUUCCCAACAUGGUACGCUCUCUGGCCACUAGCAAUUUUUGUGGAGAAGAAGAAGAAGAAGAAGUUGUUGUUUUAUGAUCCUGCUCACAAUCAUACGCUGGUGUUACAUGACCCUGAGACCAAAUCAUAUGAUGUUGCUUUUUCUGAUGAAUCUAUUGGAUAUCCUGUUUGUUAUUUUCCAAGUUUAAUCUCUAUUUGA
Molecule: messenger RNA, 1119 nt
Organism: Brassica oleracea var. oleracea
Lineage: Eukaryota; Viridiplantae; Streptophyta; Magnoliopsida; Brassicales; Brassicaceae
Product: F-box/LRR-repeat/kelch-repeat protein At1g09650-like
Exons: 1
Coding region: 1-1119 (372 amino acids)
Molecular function (GO): protein binding
Source: RefSeq, a predicted model, not a curated record